UCGCACUCACAUCUCUCUCAAACGUUAUAUAUAGAGAUCCCUCCAUUCAUAUUCCUUCGAUUAUUAUCACAAUAUUUACACCACAAAAAUAAAUAAAAGGCUCCAUUUUUGUUCUUCGCAAGGUUCAAGAAAAUUUGAACUUCCGCGGGACAAAAUCAAGAAGAUUGGAAAAUCUCUGCUUUUUAUACGUUUUGUCAUGUCUUCUGAUCAGGGCAUCGGACAGAAUCGUCCCAAGUCGCCGGAACCCGCCGGAAAAGUGACAAAUCUGCCCACACCGGCCGGUGAGAAGGCAAACAAAACGCAUCGUUUCGGGAUUUUGCUCCGGCGCAGGCGAAGAUCCUCCGCCGGGAAAAGAAAGGUUGGGGUAACGGCGGCGGCGGCAGAGGACGGAACGCGCCGUUUUGGUCAGAGAUGGAGAAGCCAAAGAGCACAGAGGGUUUACUCUCUGAAGCUCUACGCCGCCCUCCACCGUAGUCGCCGGAGGACCGCCGCCGGUAUCGGAGGAGUGCGGGAUACGGCGGACAGGGUGCUGGCGGCGGCGGCUCGGGGUACGACUCGGUGGAGCAGGGCGAUGCUAGUGGGUCGACUCGGACCGAGAUGGAGGGCGAAGGUGACGGCUCGUGCGGCGGCGCGUGGGGUGGAGAGGCGGUGCGUUGGGAGGAGGAAUCGGGCGGAGGAGGAGAACGGGUUCCGGGUUUUGGCCCGACUGGUUCCGGGUUGCCGGAGAACAGAGUUGCCGGAGCUUCUGAACGAGACGGCAGAUUAUAUCGCGGCUCUGGAGAUGCAAGUCCGAGCGAUGACGGCUUUGGCGGAGAUUCUCGCCGAUUCUCAGCCGUUCGAUCGGCUCCGCCUCGCAUGGAGGGCGAAGGUGACGGCUCGUGCGGCGGCGCGUGGGGUGGAGAGGCGGUGCGUUGGGAGGAGGAAUCGGGCGGAGGAGGAGAACGGGUUCCGGGUUUUGGCCCGACUGGUUCCGGGUUGCCGGAGAACAGAGUUGCCGGAGCUUCUGAACGAGACGGCAGAUUAUAUCGCGGCUCUGGAGAUGCAAGUCCGAGCGAUGACGGCUUUGGCGGAGAUUCUCGCCGAUUCUCAGCCGUUCGAUCGGCUCGGCUCGGUUUGA
Tarenaya hassleriana is the source of this 1117-nucleotide messenger RNA. Its product is annotated as transcription factor bHLH150. Gene Ontology annotation, biological process: regulation of DNA-templated transcription. The record is from RefSeq and is a predicted model, not a curated record. The coding region runs from base 197 to 1117 and encodes 306 amino acids. The transcript is spliced from 2 exons. Gene Ontology annotation, molecular function: protein dimerization activity. Lineage: Eukaryota; Viridiplantae; Streptophyta; Magnoliopsida; Brassicales; Cleomaceae.